AUAUGGCGAAAGCAAAGCCGGUGAGCGAGUUUUGCUUUGUUUCGGGAAAACUAUCAGGGUUCGGCCGAACUUGGCUGACCUGGCAAUUCUUCGAGAGUCUGAAGAGACUAAGAAGUCCUCUAGAAAGGAUGUUCUAAUUGUUCAACCAUAUAUGAAGCAUCCUUUGCAAAACAGGUGGACUCUCUGGUUUUUCAAAAAUGAUAAAAGUAAGGCCUGGCAGGCAAAUCUUCGUCUUGUUACUAAAUUUGACACUGUGGAGGAUUUUUGGGCACUGUACAAUCACAUUCAACUUGCCAGUAGGCUGAUGUCCGGUUGUGAUUACUCUCUCUUUAAGGAUGGUAUUGAACCCAUGUGGGAAGACAAUAGAAACAAAUGUGGUGGAAGAUGGUUAAUCACACUGUCCAGGCAGCAAAGGAUGCUGGAACUAGAUCAGUACUGGCUAGAAACAUUGCUAUGCCUUAUCGGAGAAGCCUUUGAUGAUUAUAGCAAUGACAUAUGUGGUGCAGUAAUUAAUAUCCGUGCAAAAGGAGAUAAAAUAGCAAUAUGGACCCGUGACACGGAAAACGAAGAAGCAGUUUUACACAUAGGAAAAACCUACAAGGAAAGGCUUGGUCUUCCCAGGAAGGUUGUGAUCGGUUAUCAAGCACAUGCAGACACGGCAACAAAGAGUGGAUUGGGAGUUAAAAACAAAUUUGUUGUCUGAAGUUUUUUCUGCCAAGCUUUAAAGCUGUGUAAAUGAACUUUGUAGCACUUAACUCAGUAAUGUCAAUUUGUGCAGUUGAUUUUGGGAGACUAUAUGGCUUUUUCCAAACUUACCUGUUGCAAUGAUUUUUGGGGAAAAAAUUAUAAAUAUAUUUGUGCAAGGUAUUUAAAUUGAGAUUUCAAUUGUCACUAAUUAUUGUAAACUAAGUAUAUUUCUCAUGUCUUCAAUCAAAGCAUUUACUUUUUUUUUUGGUUUUAGACUAAAUUUGGGGGGGGUUAAAUUUCAUCCUCCAGUAAAACACAACUGCCUUAGAUGGAAGGACAAAUUUAAUUGCGUGACUUGACUACUUAGACUGUUUUCCCACAGACUGUAACUAGAGAACCAUUUUAGUUAAUACUAUAAAGGGUUUUUUAGUUGUAGCUAUGUCACAAUAUGCAGGUUGAAGGUAGUGUUCUGAUGGCACAUGCUGACUUUGAAGUGAAGCAAUGCUGUUUAUUCAGGCAAGAAAUGAGUAAUUAAACCAGAUAUACAGUGGGAACAAGUGUCCUGUUGUUAGACUUUGACCAGUUCUACAAUGGCCAAGUCAGCAACCUUCCAUACUGCUACCCAUUGAAUAGAACAGCUGAUUGUUGUCCCCUUUUGUCUUAGAAAUCCCAGCUAGUAGGGAAAAAAAUUUCUUUCCCUUUACCCUUCAACUUUGGUACUGGGUAAUCAUUUUUUUGUGGCAGUUGAGACCAGGUCCUGGAUUCAGAUAGGGAUGUUUUUAAGAAAAUUGAAGAUUUGUGGCAGGGAAAGGACAAUAGAUAAUUAUAGCUGUUGUCUUCCAAAACAAUAACUGGCUUGUGGAUACUAGUUCAUAAUUACAUUAAAGAUGGUGGGGUGGGGGGGAAGUUGAAGCUUCGAAACAACUGAACACUGGAAACUACACCUACCUAAUCUGUAUACCAGCAGCAAGCUCGGAUAGGGUACCUGUCUGAAUUUGGAAGAUAAUGCCAUAGCUCUGCACACAAACUUAGCCUGUAGUUAGUUACUCAGGAACAGAUUUCAUUGCCUGCUACACUGAUUUCAAUGGGUUUUGACUUGUGCAAAGAAACUCAUACUCUGAAUCAAGUACACUUCUCUAUCUGUGCAUUUGAAACGUAUAAGGCAAACUGUCAAGUUUUGAGAAUGAAUUAAAGACCUUUUUACGAAUAGGAUAGUUAA
This is a messenger RNA of Rhincodon typus (whale shark), 1906 nucleotides long. Its product is annotated as eukaryotic translation initiation factor 4E-1A-like. Gene Ontology annotation, biological process: translational initiation. Gene Ontology annotation, cellular component: eukaryotic translation initiation factor 4F complex; cytoplasm. The transcript is spliced from 7 exons. The coding region runs from base 152 to 703 and encodes 183 amino acids. Gene Ontology annotation, molecular function: RNA 7-methylguanosine cap binding; translation initiation factor activity. The record is from RefSeq and is a predicted model, not a curated record. NCBI's taxonomy places the organism in Eukaryota, Metazoa, Chordata, Chondrichthyes, Orectolobiformes, Rhincodontidae.